Messenger RNA from Lathyrus sativus (Indian pea), 252 nucleotides. The record is from the annotation of a GenBank genome assembly. Lineage: Eukaryota; Viridiplantae; Streptophyta; Magnoliopsida; Fabales; Fabaceae.
AUGACGAAGUCAGGACAUCAAAAGAAGAGAAAUGAAGAGGUCAAAUACUGUGUGAGGCCAGCUAAGACUAAUAAGGUUAGGUUAAGGAUACAUCAUAGGGGACAACUAGUUGAACAACCUAUUAAGUGGUGUGUUACUGGGGUAAUGACUGAGUUGAAACAUAGUUGGGAUGUCGAUUAUAUGUCGUACAUGAAUAUACAGGAUAUCAUUAAGAAUGAGGGUUAUGUCAAUAUUAAGUGUAUUUGGUAUUGA